UUUUGUAGUAAAAGCAAAGAAAUCUCAAACCAAACUCGUUAUCAAAUAUUCCCACUCCCUCUUCUCCAUAGUCCCAUACGCAAAAACUCUUUCAUUCUCUAGGUACUAUGGAAACCCAAGCUCCUAUUCCGUCUCCAAAGCCACCCAAAGACUAUCGCUCCAACGUUGACACUUCGCGCCCUUUUCGCUCUGUCAAAGAAGCGGUCGCAGUUUUUGGUGAGCGCCUUCUCGUUGGGGAGAUAUACACUCCGAAGUCUUACACUUACAGCCGCCCUCCUAGCCAAGAAAUCACCUGGUUUUCACCAAGUCCCCAAAGCCGUAAAGAACAUGAUCACGAGGAGAGUAACCAUCAAGGAGUUCUGGACACCUUGAAGAAACUCGAGGCUGAGCUGCAGGAAACAAAGGCGGACCUGAAGUUGCUGAAGGAGAGAGAAUCCGAGACAGAAAUAGCGUUGGCUUCUCUUAACGCCGAACUUCACAAGAACAUGUCUAAGUUGGCUCAAGCUGAGGCGGCGGCGGCUAAAAGUGCAGCGACGUCGACGUCAAUACCAAGAACCGUGAGUUUCGAUGUGGGAAACGGAGAAGACAUAGCGAGAGAGGAAGAGCGGAGGAGGGAGUUGAAGAAAAGAAUGGAGAACAACCCAACGUUGUCUCAGAUAUUGAGCUUCGGCGAGAAGGAAGGAUACUUCGGGGGCAAAAGGGAGAGAAAGAUGAUGAAGAAGAAGCCCAUCGUUCCUCUCGUGGGAGAUUGGCUUUUCAAGAAAAAAGGAUCGCCUACUACCCUUCACAACCCUCUCUUCUCAUCUCCUCAAAUGUACUGAAUUAAAAGACAAAAGGGUUCGAUGUUUUCACAAAGUGUUUGUUUUAUUUGGUUUAAUUUUCUCUCAUAUUUCGCUUUUAUGGAAGGUUUGUUCGUAUUUGUCCAAUGUAAUUAAACAAAUUCAUGUUUCAUGUUAAAAAAUAAUGUGCUUCUCUAC
Messenger RNA from Theobroma cacao (cacao), 977 nucleotides. RefSeq names its product WEB family protein. Lineage: Eukaryota; Viridiplantae; Streptophyta; Magnoliopsida; Malvales; Malvaceae. Gene Ontology annotation, cellular component: cytosol. The record is from RefSeq and is a predicted model, not a curated record. Gene Ontology annotation, biological process: chloroplast accumulation movement; chloroplast avoidance movement.